Molecule: messenger RNA, 675 nt
Organism: Vicia faba (fava bean)
Lineage: Eukaryota; Viridiplantae; Streptophyta; Magnoliopsida; Fabales; Fabaceae
Source: the annotation of a GenBank genome assembly
AUGGCCACUAAUGAGUUGAAGCUUUUGGGUGGUUGGUACAGUCCAUUUGCAGUGAGGGUACAAAUUGCUCUUAGCAUCAAGGGUUUGGAUUAUGAGAAUAAUGUAGAAAACAUAAACUCCAAAAGUGACUUGCUUCUUCAGUCCAAUCCUGUAUACAAGAAAAUCCCAGUUCUCAUUCAUGGAGAUAAACCCAUUUCUGAAUCUGCAAACAUAGUUGAAUAUAUUGAUGAAGUUUGGAAAGAUAAUGGUGUUCCCUCUAUUCUUCCUUCAAAUGCUUUUGAUAAAGCCAUUGCUAGAUUUUGGGUUGCCUACAUAGAUGACAAGUUCUACAACUCCAUGCGUAAUGGUUUAUUCGCCAAAGAUGAAGAGUCAAAGAAGGCAUAUUUCGAGCAACUAGAAGUAGUUCUAGCGACAUUAGAAGAUGUGAUCAACAAAUGCAGUAAAGGAAACCACUUUUUUGGAGGAGAUAACAUCGGAUUUAUUGAUAUUGCUUUGGGAUGCUAUUUGAGUUGGAUGAGGGUAAAAGAGAAAGUAACAGGAAAGAUGUUUGAUGAAGCCAAGACUCCUGCAUUGGUGAAAUGGGCUGAGGCAUUUGCUGCUCAUCCUGCUGUGAAGGGAAUUCUACCAGAAACUGAUAAACUCUUGGAGUAUGCCAAAGCUUUGUUACAAAAGUAA